AUUGUGAAAGAGUUUGAAGACGGACCAGUUGCCCUGCAGCAGAGUUGGGUUUGUGGAUGUUUGAAGGGGAGCAUAUGUGCGUCGUACAUGUACAUGUAUUAUACAUGAAUGUACCUAUAUUGACCACGAGCGUCUCGUUUGCGUACGUCCACGGGGUAUGCUCAUGCUCAUGUACAAAUUUCGACAGAGCUGAUUGGUUGUUCUUGAGACCGUUACUAUUCUUGCGUUAAAGUUUACCCGGUAGCGCAAAAUCAUCGGUGAUACGCCGAGGAGUAGUCUAAGAAGGAGGCCAUAUCCGG
Molecule: messenger RNA, 299 nt
Organism: Gamsiella multidivaricata
Lineage: Eukaryota; Fungi; Mortierellomycota; Mortierellomycetes; Mortierellales; Mortierellaceae
Exons: 1
Coding region: 57-230 (57 amino acids)
Source: RefSeq, a predicted model, not a curated record